UAUAUAUAUAUAUAUAUAUAUAUAUAUAUAUGAAAUUUUGAAGCCUAUAAUUAGAUAUAGGAAUUUUUAUAAGUGUAGAAAGUGAUAAAGAGGAAAGUCAAUUAUUGAAUUAUAUUUAAAUUUCCCGCCAUAUUAAGUAAACGGAUGUUUUUUAGUACAGUCUACAAGAGGCUUUAGAUUAUCAAUUGGCUUGUUUCAUAUCAUUUGGUUUAUUUAAACAUGUCUACCAAAACGUGGAGAGCCAUAAAAUUUAAGAAUACGGCUUUGAAUAGCCUACCAUUCGAUAAAUCAAAAGAAUAUAGAACUCAUAGACAAGUUAAAGGCUUCUGCUACACUAAGGCUGACAUCACGCGUGUCAAAGAUCCUCAGCUUGUAGCAGUUUCUCCAAACGCACUGAAAACUCUCGGUUUAGACGAAUCUUGCGUUAAAGAUCCCGAUUUCGUAGAAUACUUUUCAGGGAACAAACUUCUAACUGGUUCCGAAAUUGCUGCUCAUAGUUAUUGUGGACACCAAUAUGGUUUUUUCUCAGGUCAACUAGGCGAUGGGGCAACAGUCUAUGUUGGGGAGAUUGACAACAAUGGACAAACGGUGGAAUUGCAAUUAAAAGGAUGUGGUCGAACACCCUUUAGUAGAGCUGGUGCUGAUGGCAGGAAGGUACUAAGAAGUACUGUAAGAGAGUUCCUUGCAAGUGAGGCAAUGCACUUUCUCGGUAUACCAACAACUAGAGCUGCAACUUGCAUCACAUCUGGAACGUUUGUUGAUAGAGAUGUAAGCUACGAUGGUAAUCCUAUUAAGGAAAGAGUAUCUAUUUUGGGAAGAUUUGCUCCAACGUUUCUUAGAAUUGGUUCCUUACAAAUUUGCGAUCCAGCAGAUGAGGAAACGAAAGCACAUGGACCAUCUUGGGAAACCCCUCACUUAAUUGAAAACAUUUGCAAUUAUACAAUUGAUAAUUUUUACCCCCAGUUAGCUGGUCCAACUAUUGAUCAACGAUAUAAGGAAUUUUUUAAUGCCGUUCUUUAUUCUUCUGCCAAAUUGGUCUCUCAAUGGCAAUCAGUAGGGUUUUGUCACGGAACUAAUAAUACGGAUAACGUCAGUCUGGUCGGAGUAACACUUGAUUAUGGUCCUUUCGCUUUCCUAGAAGAAUAUGAUCCAGAUCAUAUAUGCAAUGCUUCAGAUCACUGGGCUUUGUUUAAAUUUGAUAAGCAGCCAGAAAUGAUGAAGUGGUCAAUACAGAAAUUAGCUAAUUCCAUGUCAUCACUCUUUACUACUGAAAACUCUUCAAUUAAGAUUGAUAUGUUUGAUGAAGUAUAUAAAGCAGAAUAUAGGAAAAUCAUGUUUAAAAAGCUGGGUCUUUUCAAAAAUGAAUCAAAGGAUGAUGAAUUAUUGGAAAGUUUAUUAAAAGUUAUGUAUAUUACAGGAGCAGAUUAUUCAAAAACUUUCAGAAUUCUCUGUGAAAUUUCGGCAUCGUCUAGCAAAGAUGAAGAAGUUAAUUUAAUUGACAGAAUUUUAUCUCUCUGCGCUGAUUCAACAACAAUGAAACACAUAUAUAGAAAGAAAGAAACAUCGAGUUCUGAGGCUAUUGUUCGAUCUAUGUGGAUACUUCAAACUCGUCCUGAUCUUGUUGAUAAAUAUGUAAAAAAGGCUGAACAAGCAACGCUACAACUUAAUAACAGACAGAUUGUUAGAGACGUUCACAACAUAGCGAAUGAUUCCAAAAAACAACGUGACCUUAUCAUGUGGAAAGAAUGGGUGUCAAAUUAUAGAGAGAGACUGAAGAGUGAGACUGUGUCUUCAGAAGAAAGGUCAAUAUUGAUGAAAAACAUAAACCCCAGAUUUAUUCUAAAGAAUUAUAUUCUUCAACGUGUGAUUGAAGAGACUGAAAAAGGAAACUAUGAUGACGUUAAUACGGUUCUGGAGCUAAUUUCUCAUCCGUAUGACGAUUAUCCUCACAAUUUCUGCAGCAAUAAGAGUCUUGGACAGAAGUACGUUGCUUUAUACGACAAGGGAAGACCACGUAUUGAACUAAAAAGAAAAAUUACGUGA
Molecule: messenger RNA, 2043 nt
Organism: Dimorphilus gyrociliatus
Lineage: Eukaryota; Metazoa; Annelida; Polychaeta; Dinophilidae
Source: the annotation of a GenBank genome assembly